Messenger RNA from Dunckerocampus dactyliophorus (ringed pipefish), 5582 nucleotides. It is a transcript of the gene ddx11, whose product is annotated as DEAD/H (Asp-Glu-Ala-Asp/His) box helicase 11. The record is from RefSeq and is a predicted model, not a curated record. Gene Ontology annotation, biological process: nucleobase-containing compound metabolic process; establishment of sister chromatid cohesion. NCBI's taxonomy places the organism in Eukaryota, Metazoa, Chordata, Actinopteri, Syngnathiformes, Syngnathidae. The transcript is spliced from 28 exons. Gene Ontology annotation, molecular function: hydrolase activity, acting on acid anhydrides, in phosphorus-containing anhydrides; ATP binding; DNA helicase activity. Bases 1604 to 4357 code for a protein of 917 amino acids. Gene Ontology annotation, cellular component: nucleus.
UGCCCUUUGCUGAUAAUACGACGGAUGAUUCCUCCGUCCUCGCCUUCAGUUAAGUCUUCACCUUUGAAUUCAAAAAGCUCCACCUGCAGGUUCAGAUGAUCGAUUAGUCAAUUACUUGAUCUUUGAUUUUUAGUUUAUACCCUGCUGGACUUGGGCCCAAUUUCCCCUCCCUCUCCUGGCCCGCUCACACUGUUCAUUUGAACCACGGCCCACUUCUAUACUGUUGUAUUACUGCAUUUUUUCUGACUUUGUGGACUAUUUCCAGUAUCACUUGGAGUCGUUCUGAUUAUUUUGUACAAGAAUGCCGCUGUCAUUAAUUGCUUGCAAGAGGGUUGAUCGCAUCAAUUAACUAAAUCAAUACCAAAGACGUAGUUAUAGGUUUUUAUAAACCCGAAUGCCCGAUCCCAACAAAGUAUUUAUACAGCUUUUACAUUUUUUGCGAGAGAGGCAAAAAGAGGUGAUGUGCAUUUCACUUCAGAGCAAUUUUAAGCCAUAAAACGGCCACAAGGUGGCAGAAGUGCAUUUGAUAAGAGUUCGUCAGGGAUCAUGUGAAUGGAAGAAUCACACAUGACAGGAAGGAGGAAGUGAGAGAGCGUGGAGGAGUGUAGCGUGAAGAAGUUUACGCAUUGUAGGGAAAUUUUAACGCAUGCACAUACAGAUGCGCAUGCAUGCACACACGCGUGCACACAUAUAGUUCCAUUCCAAAUGUGAAAAUUGUAAAUAGUUCAUGGUGUUAUAUUUGUAAAUAAAUUGUUAUUUUGAUGUAAAACAAUGCUGCACGGUGGCCGAGUGGUUUGCAUGUUGGCCACACAGUCACGAGAUCGGGAAGACCUGGGUUGAAUCUCCGCCCGGGCAUCUCUAUGUGGUGUUUGCAUGUUCUCCCCGUGCGUGCGUGGGUUUUCUCCGGGUACUCGUUUCCUCCCACAUGUUAGGUUAAUUGGUGACUCUAGGCUAGGAUAGGUUCCAGGGGGGAGGCUGAGCGACAACCCAGUAGGCAAGGCAGUUUUUGGGCCCGGGUCGGGAUCUCAAUGCUUAGCUCACUGCAUCCAGCUCACCAUUCAAUUUUGGAUCAACAUUUGCAAUAAAAAUGACUGUUGGAAUAAUUAACUACAUUUGCCCUCUCUCUUCAAUUGCUACUGUUCACCAGCAACGGACGCUAACACGCUGAACGCACAAUUCAGAAGCAAUAAAGGCAAAAUCCGAGUACAGUGCUCUACUUGGCUGUUACCAGCAGAGGCACUGUUGCUGCAGUCUUAACUAGUUAGCUGUCUAAAGAAGUACAAGAUGGCAUCAGCUAUGGGAAUCUGAGCUACCACCCACGCUAUGCCAAAUAUGGGUAGGAUUAUUCUGCUUGGAAACUAGUUAAUAAUUUAGAGACAUUCUACUAACCCUUUAAAAAUAUUUGUGUCAUUUACAGUCAAUUGGUAAUUUUCCCCACAGCUGAUCAAAGACUGGGUCAAAAUAGACAUUUAACUUUUUUUUGUUGCUCAGCUUUUCCCAUCAACAGUCACCACUACAAGUCAAUUGCGUUUGAUUUGGCUUUGUUUUUACACCAGAUCCCCUUACUGACGAUUCUCCCAUUUAUCUGGGUUUGAGACUGGAAAUGGAAAUAUCCAGGGACCAUAGCUGGGAACCGAACACGUGCCAUCUGCACAUAAGAUUGAUCAACAUGGAAAAUAGCAGAUCCCACUUUCCAUUUCCCUACCAGCCUUACACCAUCCAGGAGGACUUGAUGCGCUCCUUAUACAGUGCACUCGAUCAAGGCAAAGUUGGCAUCUUUGAGAGCCCCACUGGGACGGGUAAAUCUCUGAGUCUGAUAUGUGGAGCACUGAGCUGGCUUACAGACUUUGAGGCCAAUAGGAGGCAAGAGGCUGCUGCUCUGCUGCAGGGAGGAGAAACUGCACUUUCUUCAUCUAAAGAAGAGGCCUCCACUCAGAACUCAUCUGCAGAACCUGACUGGAUCACCAGCUUUGUCCACAAAAAGGCUGAACGGGAUUUGGUGUCAAAGUUGAAGGAAGAUGAAUUGAAAAGGAAGAAAAGAGAGGAGCGGUUAGAGGUGAUUAGAAACAAUGUUCAUCUGAAGUAUGCAAUGAAAAGAAAGAGUCGUGAGGAAGAUGAAACAUUGAAGUUGCUGCAGCUCAGUAAAGAGGCUCAAGCUGAUGCACCAGCAAUUCAAGAUGAUGAGGAUCUUAUCGUUGUGGAGUAUGAGAGCGAUGAUGAAUCCAAGUUAAAGAGUAGAUUUUGUGGAACUGAAGAAGAGGAAGAGGAUGAACUGGUCGAAGAGCAUGUCACAAAGAUUUACUACUGCAGUCGCACCCACUCACAGCUCACUCAGUUUGUCCACGAGGUGCAGAAGAGUCCCUUUAGCAAGGACAUCAGUCUGGUCACGCUGGGCUCACGGCAGAAUCUUUGCGUCAAUGAGGAGGUGCGACGCCUGGGCAGCCUUCAGCGUAUUAAUGACCGCUGUAUGGAGAUGCAGAAAAACAAACAUGAGAAGCCGCAUCACGAUGAAGAAACAAAGAGGAAGCGAGGCCCAGCCAAGAGCGUCUGUCCGUACAUCAGGGCCUCGGCGCUGCAGCAGAUGAGGGAUGAAGUUCUGGGCACCGUCCAUGAUAUCGAGCAACUCUUGAAGCUUGGCAGGGAAAGUCAUUCGUGUCCUUACUACGCCUCACGGCUUUCUGUGCCCGCGGCGCAGUUGGUGGUGUUGCCCUAUCAGAUGGUGCUGCAUGAAGCCACAAGGCGGGCAGCAGGGAUUCAGCUGAAGGGACAGGUGUUGAUAAUAGAUGAAGCUCACAACCUUAGCGACACACUUUCCUGCAUACACAGUGCAGAGCUCAGCGGCGCACAGCUUUGCCGCACCCACUCUCAGCUCAGCCAGUAUGCUGACCGCUUCAAGAGCCGCCUGAAAGCAAAGAAUGUGAUGUACAUUAAACAGGUGUUGUUUGUCAUUGAGGGGCUCGUGCGAGUGCUGGGAGGCAAGGUGGGUCAGAAUCCACAGAGCCAAACCUCAGAAGCAGCAACAGAGAUGCUGAGCAUUAACAACUUCCUCUUCAAAGCUCAGAUUGACAACAUCAACUUGUUUAAGUUGCAUAGAUACUUUGAGAAGAGUAUGAUCAGCAGAAAACUGGGUGGUUUUGUGGAGAAAUAUGCAGGUUCGGGCAUGAGUGUGCACACUCCGAUUAGGUCCAACAAAGAGAACCGCAGCACAGAGGGUUUAAGCCGCUACCUGCAGUCACUGCAGAGCAACCAGAGCAUGGCACCAGUUUCUCCCAACGACCAACAGGGGUCGGUAGAUGUUAACACUGUACUGGCUGCUUCCCCGAUGAUGCAAGUGGAGGGCUUCUUAAUGGCCCUUACCAACAGCAACACUGACGGCAGGGUGGUAAUACACAAACAAGGUACCUUGUCAGAGAGCAGCAUCAAGUUCCUCCUCUUGAACCCGGCCGUCCACUUUGCCCAGGUGUUGAAAGAGUGCAGGGCUGUCAUCAUUGCAGGAGGAACCAUGCAGCCUGUAGCAGACUUCAAACAAGAGCUGCUCUUCUCUGCCGGAGUGGAAGCACAGCGCAUUACAGAGUUUUCCUGUGGCCAUGUAAUUCCACCUGAGAACAUCCUUCCCAUCGUCCUAUGCAGCGGUCCAUCCGGUCAGGAGCUAGAUUUCACAUUCCAGAGCAGAGACUCUCCUCAAAUGAUGGAUGAGACUGGUCGUAUCCUCUCCAACAUCUGUAACGUGGUACCAGGUGGAGUUGUGUGCUUCUUCCCUUCAUACGAGUACUCCAGGCACAUUGUGUCCCACUGGCAGUCCAGUGGUGUUGUGACCCGUCUCGCCAACAAGAAGAAGAUCUUCCAGGAGCCAAAGAAGGCCAGCCAGGUGGAGCAGGUACUGGGCGAGUUCUCUCGUUGUAUCCAGAGGUGCUCUCUGCAAGAUGGUGGCUUGACAGGAGCAUUGCUCUUCUCUGUGGUUGGAGGAAAGAUGAGCGAGGGCAUCAAUUUCUCUGAUGACCUGGGCAGGUGCGUGGUGAUGGUGGGAAUGCCUUACCCGAACAUCAAAUCUCCGGAACUGCAGGAAAAAAUGUCUUACUUGGACAAACACCUGCCACACAGUGGAGGGAAAAGCCCUGGUCAAGCAUUAAUAGAAAACCUCUGCAUGAAGGCUGUCAAUCAAUCAAUAGGUAGAGCAAUCCGUCACCGUGGCGACUACUCCUCCAUACUGCUGUGUGACAGGCGAUACUCUCGUCCCUCCACCGUCUCUAAACUGCCGGCGUGGAUCAGAAACUGCACCAGCACACACCAAAGCUUCGGCCCCGCUUUCGCCGCCAUACGCAAGUUUUUUGUGGAGAAAAAGCUGAAGAACAACUAGCUUCAACCAUGAUGUGACUGAGCAUUCUAGAACCCCAAAAGUGCCGACAGAUUAAUGCAGGACAUCAGAAAUAAUCUUCUUGCUUACGUUUUAAAAUAUGUUCCACUUAUCAGCUUUCAGGGGAUGUUGUAUUGUUUUCACUACAGUGCACUUUAUUGUUCAGGAUUAUUUUGUUCUGCUUUUGUGCAACGCUUGUUGGAAACUAUGUGGACAAACCAAGAGUACGUGCAUAAAAGGGUCAUUACACAGACAGAAGGAAGUUAAAAUGGAAGAAAAUAGUUGUUCCCCCCAUUUGCAGCCAUAACUUCCAUGUAAGGCCAGGGUCUAGCAGCCCAAGCUAGACAGGUGUGUGUGUGUGUGUGUCUCAGUACGUUUUCCGCAUAAUGUCUCUUGACAAGCUAGAUUAAGUUUGUAACAUGGUUUGAACAUUUUUAAAUACCGCAUGUUGAAAUAAAUUAUUGAAGGAGCUACAAUGCAGAUACGAAGCACAACUUUCAUUUGCAACAUUAAAUAUUUAACAUGUUAUGUAAUGCAAACAUUGGUUUAUUGAAGAGAAAUGUGUGUGUAAAAUGCUUCCAUGAUUCACAAGCCUUUCUAACUUAAGACAUCCACAAAACUUGCACGUACAAACGUGUUAUGUAAUAUUUCUAGUUUGGUACAUUCACAACUAUCAAAUGCUUUUGUCAGUGCAUUAAAUCUUUGCUACCCACAAUGUCACACCUCCCAGUCGUCAUCGUCUGCUGCUGUAUGUGGGGAUGGAAGUGGUGGGAUGACGUCCGACAUUCUUGCAAAGGCUCCUCCGGCUCCGGUGGGAGCAUCAUUUGACUGUCCACCUGAUGGAACCUUGCCAGAAAUACCUAAAAGAGGAUACGUUUUUAAUGGGGCGUACUUUUCCCAAAUAUCCAUGCAGCAUCUGUCUGUUUUAUUUUCAUUACCUUUCCUGCGCAUGGCAAGCUUGUUGAAGAGAUCAGACAUGAAGUCACCACCACUUGAUGCUGCUCUGACUGCUAUGAAACAACAAAUGUUAGUUUGGAACCUGAGUAAUCUCUUUAUUAGGUACACCUGCAUAAUCAAUUCUAAUCCAAUCCAAGGGCUUUAUUUUAACUCCUGCCUGGGAACUAUUAGUUUAUCACUGUGAUUGCAGUUGCAGUGUUUUAACACUAAUAUUCUAUUAAUAGGUGUGUCACAAGAUCUCACAAGAAUAAAACAUGAGAUUUGUCAUUCA